AUGCUUGUGCCACGUAUCGUUGACACAGAAACCCAUCAACAGGUUGCCGGGCAUAUAGCAGGGACACUGUCAUCGUUGGGCUUCAGCAUUGAAUGGGAUCGAUUUACGGAUCAGACACCGCACGGGCCAAAACUUUUCGAGACGAUUGUAGCAACGCAGGUUUUCAUUGGUGCCACUGAUUCUGCAGUGCCGUGCGCGAUAUUAAUUGAUAUUGCAUCUUCACUGGCACCUUUUUUGUCGAGGCGUAAACGGAAGGAUGUUGGUCUUCAGCUGAUAUUUUUUGAUGGUGAAGAAGCACUGGAAGAUUGGACAGCAACAGAUUCAAUCUACGGUUCACGGCAUCUGGCCGCCAAAUGGAAACAGCAAUACUUCGCUAACACAUACCAGUCCUCAUUUGAAAUAAAAAAUGAAAUUGACCGAAUUGUAGGGGACCUAUUGAUGCUGCUGGAUCUUCUCGGUGCACCAAAUCCACUUCUGUUUAAUUUCGAGAAUUAUUCGUCGACAAGUGCUUUCGUCAAAUUGUACAAAAUUGAGAAAACACUUCGAGAGAUUGGCUGUUUGCACCAGAUACCACAAAUAUUCCAGCCACGCACAGCUUUCAGCAAAGUGGAAGAUGAUCACGUUCCAUUCCUGAAGCAUGGCGUACCGGUGCUACAUCUCAUCCCCCUGCCAUUCCCGGCAGUUUGGCACAAACCGUCAGAUGAUGCCAGUGCCAUAGAUUACAACACCAUUGACAAUCUGAAUUCCAUUUUUCGAGUGUUCGUUGCUGCAUACUUAGGAUUGGUUCCAUAG
This is a messenger RNA of Gongylonema pulchrum, 792 nucleotides long. Lineage: Eukaryota; Metazoa; Nematoda; Chromadorea; Rhabditida; Gongylonematidae. The record is from the annotation of a GenBank genome assembly.